This is a messenger RNA of Miscanthus lutarioriparius, 1395 nucleotides long. The record is from the annotation of a GenBank genome assembly. NCBI's taxonomy places the organism in Eukaryota, Viridiplantae, Streptophyta, Magnoliopsida, Poales, Poaceae.
AUGGCGUCGUCGAGGGGGCCUUUCGCCGCGCUGCUCCUGCUGGCCUGCGCCGCGGCCGCCGGCGCCGCCGGCACGCUGGACGGGUCGGAAGAGUGGGGCUACGUGGAAGUCCGACCCAAGGCGCACAUGUUCUGGUGGCUGUACCACAGCCCGCAGCGCGUGGACAACGGCACGACGCCAUGGCCGACCGUGCUGUGGCUGCAGGGAGGGCCGGGCGCGUCCGGCGUCGGGUACGGCAACUUCAUGGAGAUCGGGCCGCUGGACGAGGACCUCAAGCCCCGCGCCACCACCUGGCUCGCCAAGGCCGACCUCCUCUUCGUGGACAACCCGGUGGGCACGGGGUUCAGCUACGUGGAGGGCGGCGACAAGAGCCUGAUGGCGCACACGGACGCCGAGGCGGCGCGCGACCUCGUGACGCUGCUCUGCGCGCUCUACCGCGGCAGCCCCCGGCUCCGCGCCAGUCCGCUUUACAUCGUCGCCGAGUCCUACGGCGGCAAGUUCGCGGUCACCACGGCGCUAGCGGCGCUCAGGGCCGUCGACCAGGGCCGCCUCCGCGCCACCCUCGCCGGCGUCGCACUCGGAGAUAGCUGGAUCUCGCCGCUCGACUUCGUGUUGUCGUGGGGGCCGUUGCUGUACCAGGUGUCCCGGGUGGACGAGAAGGGGCUGCAGCAGUGCAACAGCGUGGCGGCCAAGAUCAAGGAGCAGCUGGACAAGCGGCAGUUCGCGGACGCCGAGGCAUCGUGGUCCGAGCUGGAGAACGUCGUCAGCGCCAACUCCAACUCCGUCAACUUCUACAACUUCCUCAAGGACGAGUUGUCGGGGGACUCCAGCACCACCACCGCGGCGGCGGUCUCGACGCUGGCGUCCUUCCGGCGGCGGAGCGGCUACUCGGGCUACCUCAAGUCCAUGGCGGCGGCGGCGGCGGCCUCGUCGUCGGAGCAAGAGGGCGGCUUCGACGGGCUCAUGAACACGGUCAUCAAGAAGAAGCUCGGCAUCAUCCCAAAGGAUCUCAAUUGGGGCGACCAGUCAGACGACGUGUUCGUGGCUCUGGAGGGAGACUUCAUGAAGCCCAGGAUACAGGAGGUCGACCAGCUCCUCAAGCUCGGCGUCAAUGUCACCAUCUACAACGGACAGCUCGACCUCAUCUGCGCGACCAAAGGCACAAUGGACUGGGUUCAGAAGCUCAAGUGGGACGGCCUCAACAAUUUCCUGAGCGCUCCCAGAACGCCCAUCUACUGCGACAAGAAGGGGCAGUCCGGCACCCAGGCCUUCGUCAAGUCCUACAAGAACCUAAACUUCUACUGGAUACUCGAAGCUGGACACAUGGUACCCAUCGACAACCCUUGCCCUGCGCUCAAGAUGCUGGCUGACAUUACGCGAUCUCCUGCCAAGUAG